Messenger RNA from Toxorhynchites rutilus septentrionalis, 1786 nucleotides. RefSeq lists its product as uncharacterized. The record is from RefSeq and is a predicted model, not a curated record. The coding region runs from base 262 to 1653 and encodes 463 amino acids. Lineage: Eukaryota; Metazoa; Arthropoda; Insecta; Diptera; Culicidae. The transcript has 9 exons.
GGGAAAUUUGUUACUCUUAUUUGGAAAAAAUGCAGCUUUUCUUAUUCCGAUUGGCUUUAACAGCGGUUUGUUUAAAGUGAACAUAGUGAUCAAGUAGAGCUACUAGAGUACGCGUCCACUCAAGACCAUUCACCAGCGGAAAAACUCGUCUUACGUGACUUGCCGAAGCCCAAUCAACUGCAAUAUAUCGACUACAAAGUAGAAUACGGAAUACGCUUCGAUCCGAAAGUGAUCGAAAACAAACGUCGGCGGCAAUACAACAUGCAAGAAAGCGACGACGACGAUGAGGAAAUGAAACCGUCUGCUUCACAAUCCGUAAUCAUACCGGUUGAUAAUGGAUCAUUGAUUUAUGCAAACGAUAGCGUUUCUCCCACGGCAGCUCCCGACAAUGCGACGAGUCAUAUCAUGAGACCACCCACUCGGGUGGAGAAUGCAUUUCAGCUUCUGAGCGAGCGAUUGGGGAAACUGUUUUUGUACAGCUCCGUGCCAAAUUCUACCGAAUCCGGAGUGCUCGAGAAUCUGAAAUCUCCUCUGACCAUCUUCAGUGUGUUUAAUGUAAUCAAGUUCGAAAACGCACCUUGUGCGGCCCGAAGGGACCAGCAUACUUCGCUGCAAGGGAUAUGUUACCACGAAACCGAGUGCAGUCAGUUGGGUGGUGUUCCGGUAGACCUGUGCGCCAUCGGUUUUGGUGUGUGCUGUGUCUUUCAAUUCGGAUGUAACGAUCGGACAACGCAGAACAUAAGCUAUUUUCAAAGUCCGAAUUAUCCAGCCCCGAUCGAAGAGAGACUGUCUUGCACCUUCACAAUCGGUCUGCGAUGGAACACGCAGCAGGUUCUGGUGGAAUUUGUGUUUUUCGAGAUGGCUCCGCCUGUCGAAGGAAAUUGUUACGAGGAUCAAUUAAUCAUAUCAGUGCAAAACAGCCGUCGAAAAUACCCGAUUAUAUGUGGCAUCAAUAGUGGACAACAUCUUUAUUUACAGAUUGAGAGGGAAUCUUCCCCCUUUGUGUAUUUGACGGCUACAUCGAAUUCCGUUCAUCCAAAAGCAUUCAGUAUAAAAAUCACACAACUUGCGUUCCCACAGGCUCCUCAAGGAUGUCUGCAGUUUUUUGUCACUAUUACGGGAUUUAUCAAAUCGUUCAAUUACGACAAUCAUUCGACGGUGGUAACCAGAAGAAAUCCCAGCUAUUUGAAUAACCUCAACUACGCUAUCUGUAUCAUGCGAGUAUCAAACUUUUGUUCUGUGACUUUCACAAAUUCGGACGAGCAGGGAGAAGAGAACUUAUUCCAGCUGGUCAACACGGAUGAAGAAGGAGUAAACCUAGUUCGUGACAACACAGCGGGUGUGGAAAUAUACAACUGCCCAGACGACUACAUAGCGAUUAACUAUCUCCGAUUGUGCGGUAAUCGUCUGAACGAUGGGUCCGUUAACGAAGAUUACACCCAAAACAGUUCGGUCAAUGACGACAGUGGAGGCCCCAUAAUUGUUCCGGUUCGGUCCGACGAGCAAACGGUUGGACGGGGCUUCAAAUUGAUGUUUCGACAAGAGAUUUGCACGAAGAGCGUAAAAAUCAAUUUGGUCAGAAUGAGAGGAAAAAGUGAUGGCUAUCGCUGGGUAAAACCUGAGACCGGAAAACUAUCAAUAACGGAUUUUUAAGUAUAUUUAAAAACCUACCGGGAAUUUAUUGAUAGCCUCAAUACUAUUGUUCAGAAAUAAUUUCGACCAGCUUUUUGUUCUCACACUGGCAGACGUUUGUAGCAGUCAUUCACCGCUCAUUCAAACAUUACAG